Salvia hispanica is the source of this 1341-nucleotide messenger RNA. RefSeq names its product NAC domain-containing protein 100-like. Gene Ontology annotation, molecular function: DNA binding. Lineage: Eukaryota; Viridiplantae; Streptophyta; Magnoliopsida; Lamiales; Lamiaceae. Gene Ontology annotation, biological process: regulation of DNA-templated transcription. The record is from RefSeq and is a predicted model, not a curated record.
UCACUACUUCACCUUCCAUGGCACCUGCUUCUCUCACUUCCCCUUAGCCUUUUUCUACCCGAAUUCUGUUUCUCUCUUUUCUCCUUUUGGUUCGAUUUGUCUCUUUGCUUUCUUCGUUUUGUUUUAAAUAGAUUCUCUGAUUCUCAAAACUACAUCCCCUUUUUUCCUUCUUCAUCACAGAGCUUUGAUUCUGCUCUGCUCAACGAAUCCCCUGUUUUUUGAUGGAAAACGAUUGUGGAGUUGUGAAGAGGGAUGAAUUGAUGGAGCUACCUCCGGGAUUCCGAUUUCAUCCUACUGAUGAAGAGCUGAUCACUCAUUAUUUAUGCAGGAAGGUUAUUGACGGAAGCUUCUCCGCCAUAGCUAUCGGCGAGGUGGAUAUGAACAAGGUGGAGCCGUGGGAAUUGCCAUGGAGAGCGAAAUUGGGGGAAAAGGAGUGGUAUUUUUUCUGUGUUAGGGAUAAGAAGUAUCCGACGGGGCUGAGGACGAACAGAGCCACCGCCGCCGGCUACUGGAAAGCCACCGGCAAAGAUAAGGAGAUUUUCCGCGGGAAAAUCCUUGUUGGUAUGAAGAAAACCCUUGUCUUCUACCGGGGGAGAGCUCCCAAGGGAGAGAAGUCGAAUUGGGUUUGCCAUGAAUACAGAUUGGAAGGCAAAUUCUCUCAGGAUAAAGCAGCUAGGAACGAUUGGGUGAUCAGCAGGGUGUUUCAAAAGACCUCUGGAGGGAAAAAGGUCCAUAUCUCCGGCCUGAUGAGGAUGGGCUCCGCCGCCGCGCUUCCGCCGCUGAUGGAUCCCUCUCUCUUCAACAACAACGGCGGCGAGGAGCCGGAAUCCGGCCACGUGCACUGCUUCUCCAACACCGAUAUCGCUCAUGCUCCGAUGAUCAACGCCAAUUUCCCAAUCCCGCCGAUUCCGAUGGAUUCGUUCCUGGCUCCGGUCCAGUUUCCGGUGCAGGAUCCGGCAAUUCUCCGGCAGUUUCUAGCCGACUACGGCAACAACAUGAUGGGAUACGGAUUUAAAAGCAAGAAGGAGAUUGUUAGCAUGUCACAGGAAACUGUUUUGAGCACUGAGAACUCCUCCGGUGUCUCGAAUCUCGACACCGGAAAGAGGCCUUUUCAGGAGCAGGAUAAUGCUCAGGAUUUGGACUGCAUUUGGAGCUACUGAUUUUACAUGGGAAUUGGAUUAGAUUAUUACUACAGUAAGUGUAAUCAAUGAGUUCAUCAUCAUUUCAAGAUUGGUAAUUUUCUCUUCUAUUUAUUUUGUGAUCUGCCUUUUGUUGUAUGCACUUUUUAUGUAAAACUUGAACCUUAUUAUUACUCCUAUUAAUUAUUUAUGUUGUAGUUUA